AUGUCGCGCUCCAACGUCAUCGUGCUCGACAAUGGUACCGGGUACACCAAGAUGGGCUUCGCCGGUAACUCGGACCCAUCCUUUGUGUUCCCUACUGCCAUUGCGACCCGCACAACUGCGGCUGGUUCCUCGGGCGGUGCUGGCUCGCGUCCUUCGGUGCCAUCUAAGCCAGGCGGUCUCUCGUCCUCCUCCUCGCUCGCCUCGAAACGCGGCAUUGAAGAUCUCGACUUUUUCAUCGGAGACGAGGCCUACGCCAACGCCAAAACCUACCAGGUCGACCAGCCCAUCCGUCACGGUCUCAUCGAAAACUGGGACCACAUGGAACGCUUCUGGGAGCAAUGCAUCUUCAAGUACCUCCGUGCCGAGCCCGAAGAUCACUACUUUAUGCUCACCGAGCCGCCGCUCAAUCCGCCCGAGAACCGCGAGAACACGGCAGAAAUCAUGUUUGAAUCGUUCAACAUCAAGGGUCUCUACAUUGCCGUACAAGCCGUGCUCGCGCUGGCUGCCUCGUGGACGAGCAACAAGGUGACCGACCGCACGCUUACGGGCACAGUGAUUGACUCUGGCGAUGGUGUCACGCACGUCAUCCCCGUUGCCGAGGGAUAUGUGAUCGGCUCGGCCAUCAAGCACAUCCCCAUUGCCGGUCGCGACAUCACCUACUUUGUGCAGCAGCUGCUGCGAGAGCGAGGCGAGGCGGCCAACAUCCCACCGGAGGACUCGCGCAGAGUCGCCGAGAAGAUCAAGGAGGACUACUCGUACGUUUGCCAGGACAUUGUGCGCGAGUUCCGACGCUACGACGAAGACCCUUACAAGUACUUUGAGCGCUUCGAGGGCGAGCAUACCGUCACGGGGAGAAAGUAUUCUGUCGAUGUCGGCUACGAACGUUUCCUCGCGCCCGAAAUUUUUUUCAACCCGGAAAUCGCCAGCUCCGACUUCCUCACGCCUUUGCCCGAGGUGGUCGACACGGUGAUCCAGCAGUCGCCCAUUGACGUGCGUCGUGGUCUGUACAAGAACAUCGUGCUCAGUGGCGGCUCGACCAUGUUCCAACACUUUGGCCAGCGUCUCAAGAAGGAUCUGCGCACCAUUGUCGACCAGCGCCUCGCCGCCAGCGAGACGGCGAGUGGCAGCUUGAUGCGUUCCUCGGGGCUCGAGGUCAACGUGAUCAGCCACAAGAUGCAGAGGUACGCCGUGUGGUAUGGCGGGUCGCUACUGGGCAGUCUGCCGGACUUUUACAGCUACUGCUACAACAAGCAGGACUACGAGGAGCACGGGCCGAGCAUUGUUAGGAAGUUCAGUGUCUUUGGUAGUGUGUAA
This is a messenger RNA of Sporisorium graminicola, 1314 nucleotides long. RefSeq lists its product as uncharacterized. Gene Ontology annotation, cellular component: actin cortical patch; Arp2/3 protein complex. Gene Ontology annotation, biological process: Arp2/3 complex-mediated actin nucleation. The record is from RefSeq and is a predicted model, not a curated record. The transcript has a single exon. Lineage: Eukaryota; Fungi; Basidiomycota; Ustilaginomycetes; Ustilaginales; Ustilaginaceae. The coding region runs from base 1 to 1314 and encodes 437 amino acids. Gene Ontology annotation, molecular function: actin filament binding.